Antechinus flavipes (yellow-footed antechinus) is the source of this 1400-nucleotide messenger RNA. It is a transcript of the gene PSMD13, whose product is annotated as proteasome 26S subunit, non-ATPase 13. Gene Ontology annotation, biological process: ubiquitin-dependent protein catabolic process. The coding region runs from base 42 to 1172 and encodes 376 amino acids. Lineage: Eukaryota; Metazoa; Chordata; Mammalia; Dasyuromorphia; Dasyuridae. Gene Ontology annotation, molecular function: structural molecule activity. The transcript has 13 exons. The record is from RefSeq and is a predicted model, not a curated record. Gene Ontology annotation, cellular component: proteasome regulatory particle, lid subcomplex; cytosol; nucleus.
CCCCCACCCCCCACCCCCGCGUCCAUCUCGGAGCCGCCGCCAUGAAGGAUGUGCCGGGCUUCCUGCAGCAGAGCCAGAGCGCCGGUCCUGGCCAGGCCGCCGUGUGGCACCGCCUCGAGGAGCUCUACACCAAGAAGUUAUGGCACCAGCUCACGCUUCAGAUCCUGGACUUCGUGCAGGAUCCCUGCUUUGCGCAGGGUGACGGGCUCAUCAAGCUUUAUGAAAACUUCAUCAGUGAGUUUGAGCACAGGGUGAAUCCUCUGUCUUUGGUGGAAAUUAUCCUCCAUGUGGUCAGACAGAUGACAGAUCCUAAUGUUGCUCUGACGUUUCUGGAAAAGACUCGUGAAAAGGUGAAAAGCAGCGAUGAGGCGGUCAUCCUGUGCAAGACCGCCAUAGGGGCCUUGAAACUGAACAUCGGAGACCUCCAGGUAACCAAGGAAACAAUUGAAGAUGUGGAAGAGAUGCUUAACAACCUCCCGGGCGUGACCUCCGUGCACAGUCGCUUCUAUGACCUUUCCAGCAAAUACUAUCAAACCAUCGGGAACCACGCGUCCUACUACAAGGAUGCUCUGCGGUUCCUGGGCUGCAUUGAUGUCAAAGACCUGCCAGUGUCCGAGCAGCAGGAGAGAGCUUUCACCCUGGGCCUGGCCGGAUUGCUUGGGGAAGGCGUCUACAACUUUGGGGAGCUGCUCAUGCACCCCGUGCUGGACUCCCUGAGGAACACGGACCGCCAGUGGCUGAUCGACACGCUCUACGCCUUCAACAGCGGCAACGUCGAGAGGUUCCAGACCUUGAAGCCUGCCUGGGGCCAGCAGCCAGACCUGGCUGCCAACGAAGCCCUGCUCCUACAGAAGAUCCAGCUGCUGUGCCUUAUGGAGAUGACCUUUACGCGCCCGGCCAACCACCGGCAGCUGACCUUUGAGGAGAUUGCCCAGAGCGCCAAGGUGAAGGUGAACGAGGUGGAGCUGUUGGUGAUGAAGGCCCUCUCGGUGGGACUGGUGAAGGGCAGCAUCGACGAAGUGGACAAGCGGGUGCACAUGACCUGGGUGCAGCCUCGGGUGCUGGAUCUGCAGCAGAUCAAGGGCAUGAAGGACCGCCUGGAGUUCUGGUGCACGGACGUGAAGAGCAUGGAGAUGCUGGUGGAGCACCAGGCCCACGACAUCCUGACCUAGGCCCUGGGCGGCGUCUCGGGGGGCUCCAGGCCCGCAGUGCGAGGGAAAGGCUGGGCCACGGCCAGUGGUGGAGGCGGUCACUGCAGGGGGCAGGGCUGCUUCAGCCCCCUCCCCACCCAGAGGCAGGCGCCCUGGGCCCUCUGGUCGCCCCUCUUAGAUCCCUCCCCUUGGUGACCCCCUGCUGUACAGCUCUGUUUGAUAAAUGUGGAAUAAACUUUUUGGACCUCC